AUGCGAGCAUCACCAUCCCACAUCAACACGUCGUCCUUUUCACACCGAGGCAACUCAUAUAAAUUCGCAAAAAAGAAAAUGGCUUCAGAUUCGAUACAUGAUCAUCUGCAAGCCAUCCUCGGCCCCAUUGCCUACGCUCAACGCAGCGCCCUCUGCACAUCCGUCCUCCCCACCCUCAUCUCAACCCUCGCCGACAUCAGCAAGGCCCUCCGCGGCGCGCACUCCGUCGUCGCCGUAGGCAGCACCAACACUUUUGGCGACGAGCAGCUCAACGUCGACGUCGCCGCCGAGUCGCUUCUCCGCGCCGCCCUCGCCCGCUGCCCUUGCGUCGUCACCGCCAGCAGCGAAGAGGACCCCGUCGAGCGUCCCGUCUCCCACAUCGUCCCCGUCCCCACGCAGCAGCAGCAGCAGCAGCACCGCCGCGAGGAGGUCUACUCUGCCGCAUUUGAUCCGCUCGACGGCAGCUCCAUCAUCGGGCCCGGCUGGGCCGUCGGCACCAUUAUCGGCAUCUGGGACGGGCCGUCGGCGCUGCGCCAGACGCCCCGCACGAAGCAGAUUGCGGCCGUGCUCGCUAGCUACGGCUCGCGCAACACGGCGCUCGUAGCGCUGCGCGUGCCCGGCGCGGCGUCGCCGGCCGUAUGCUUCGAAGUUGGUCUGGGCGACGACAGCGCCAGCGCGCCCGCGGUCGUAACGCGCGCCGUGGUGCGCUACCGCGAAAGCACCACGGCCGCAGCCGCAGCCACAGCCACGACUCCGCGGUACUUUGCGCCGGCGAACCUGCGUGCAGCGUCCGAGGCGCCGGCAUACAUGGCGCUCGUGCAGCAUUACAUUUCGGAGCGGUACACGCUGCGGUACAGCGGCGGCUUGGUGCCAGACGUGGCGCACGGGCUGGCCAAGGGCCACGGGGUGUACGUCUCGCCGGUGACGGGGGGGAGCAGGGCGAAGCUGCGCAGGCUGUUUGAGCUGUGCCCCGUGUCGAUGGUGGUGGAGUGCGCGGGCGGCAAGGCGGUCGACGCGGCGGAUGGGUCCGACGUCUUGGGGAGGGCGGUUGAGGAUAUCAACGAGACGGGCGGGUUGGUCUGUGGAAACGCGGACGAGGUUGACUUUGCUGUGCAAAAGCUGUUGGCUUGA
Beauveria bassiana ARSEF 2860 is the source of this 1131-nucleotide messenger RNA. RefSeq names its product sedoheptulose-1,7-bisphosphatase. Gene Ontology annotation, cellular component: cytoplasm. The record is from RefSeq and is a predicted model, not a curated record. Lineage: Eukaryota; Fungi; Ascomycota; Sordariomycetes; Hypocreales; Cordycipitaceae. The transcript has a single exon. The coding region runs from base 1 to 1131 and encodes 376 amino acids. Gene Ontology annotation, biological process: fructose 6-phosphate metabolic process; gluconeogenesis; fructose metabolic process. Gene Ontology annotation, molecular function: fructose 1,6-bisphosphate 1-phosphatase activity.